Messenger RNA from Symbiodinium necroappetens, 5033 nucleotides. The record is from the annotation of a GenBank genome assembly. NCBI's taxonomy places the organism in Eukaryota, Dinophyceae, Suessiales, Symbiodiniaceae.
GGGACGUGAUCGUUUCCACUAAGCCAUCACUUUUAGCGGGAGUGGCACAGAAGACAACUGCGAAGAGUGACGGAGUGGAUGUUGGUUUCGUCCGAGUUCCUUCAGCUGCUUGUUCCUUGUCGAGACCAAGCGGGUGGACAGGUGCAAGGAUCGCUGACGUUCCGAGCCUCCAGGCAUGCCAAGCUGCUUGGAAGAAGGUCGCUCAGAAGGCUUUGGAAAGCAGCGAGGCCGAGAUGCCCAAGGCCAAGGCUGGUGCGAAGAGUGCCCGCCUAGCCAAGGAACUAGGGGGCUUGAGCCGCUUCUUCGAGACGGGUGCCAGCGACGACGACGACGUCGAGGAAGAGACCGACUACGAAGAUGCCGAAGACGAUCGGAAACACUUAGCCCCUGGACAGAGCGCAGCCCGGAGCUCCAAGGACGUGAAGAAGAAGAAGGACAAGAAGGAGGAGGAUCUAGAUAUAAAAGGACUGCUUCAGGCCAGCCUGGCUUCGGGAGCCGGGGAGACCAAGGACUUGCUCACCGUGGUGCUGCUCAGUCAGUUGGUGAACCAAGGAAAGCGAAAGAAGAGCAAGCGCCGCAGCGCAUCCUCUUCGGAUCCCCUUGGUGGUUCAAGCUCAGACAGUUCGGACAGCGGAGGAGAAGGAGAGGAGGCCCGAGGGAUGAAGGCGGUAAACAGUCUUCAUCGGCUACAUGCUCAGAUUCUCCGGAAGCCGAAAAGGAUCUACGAGGCCUUCGAAGCCGAAGUCGUGAAGGAGCUCGGGGUGACACCUGGACAAGCGUGGACACUCCGGGACUUUGUCAAGAAGCAGAGUUGGGGGCGGUACAAAGGACUGUAUCGAUGUGCGAUGAUGGACGUAGCAGUGUACGAGCACCUGCGUGCAGGCCGUCACGACGUCGCGACGGCACAGACCGUCCAGAAUCUCAAAGCAAAGAUACAGGCGGUUCUGAACCUAGGGGACUGGGAUACAGCCUGGUUGCUCACCGGGCUCCCAGACCCGCUGCACAAGAAGGAAUGGGCCGGCACCAAGCAGGAGAUGAGCGUGGUGUCCGGGUACAUGGAUGCGAUGAUGAAGCUCAAGAAGAAAGUCCGGGAGGCCCAGGGUGGUGCGGAUGCCGAGGACGAGGAAGCAGGGUCGGAGGCUGAGGCUUGUUUGAUCUGGGCGAAGCACCUCCUCAACGGCUUCGUCGCCUGGUCGAACUUUGUUGUCCUCGGCUGCCCGGGUGGUGCCCAUGAGCCGCGAGUGGUCUAUCGAUCUGCCAGCGAGGCUCGGAGCUUCGCCGACAGACUACUUGGCGAGACUCUUGAAUUCGCAAGCCCUGAUUUAGUUUUGGGUCGUUUGCGCUGUGAAGGCAAGCGAGCGACUGUGGAGGCGCUUUUGCGCCAAGUUGAGGGUUUUGCGGCCUCAGGGUACUGCGAGUCUGUUCAGGCUGCUUCUUCGACUCCUUCUUCGGCCAUGGCCGUCACGGCAAAACGUGUGGCAGUGCCGGAGGAAGCUGGCUGCGUGGAUCCACUGGAAUGGCUGCCACCCGAGCAGGCACAGAUAGUGGAGGACCUAGACCAGAUCCGGAAAGAGCCUCAUUUGUGGGAGGCGCGAUGUGUACCCUGUCACAGGGUGCCUCUCUCAGAGGAGGCCGCGAUGUGUGAAAAGCUUUUGACGACACGCAUGGCAGUGCUGGUUCGGGAGGACGUGCUUCCUCGAGGACCUGAGGGCCAUCUUUUGUCGGGGGGCUUAUUUGCUGUGCCUAAGAAUGAAGCUGAAGACCGGUUGAUCUUUGACCGCCGACCAGAGAAUGCCACGAUGAUGGUGUUGGGCAUGGGCGACCGCAAUGGUUGCGCUAUAGCUCAAGCCACGCACGAGGCGAUCCUGAAGAAAGGCGGCCUGUUGGAGCCCCAGGAGACACUCGUGUAUGGUAAGGCGGCUCCCAGUCGUGACCUUUGGCAAGGUGUUUACAUCGAUGAUCUUCUCAUCUCGUACCGCAAGACGCUCAAGUACCCCAUCCCCCUUGAUGGUUCCUUCAUUCCCCCGCUCGCCGAGGCUGACGAUCCUGACAUGAAGCUGGUGAAGGCGGCCGAGGACAUCUACGACAAGGCAAACCUCAAGCGCGCGUUGCACAAAGCUUUCAGGGCAGAGUGUAGCUUCAAGGCGUGGGGAGCUGAAGUAUGUGGCAUCCGAGGUCGUGUGGGAGCUCCGAAGAAGAUUCGUCAACAGGUGUGGUACUUGAUCUCCUUGAUCGUAGAGUCUGGGUGGGCGUGCAAGAGUGUGCUUGAGAAGGUUAACGGCUUCUUGGCUUUUGCUUUCUUGUUCCGCAGGGAGCUCUUCUGCUUGCAGCAUCGCAUUUACACCUACUGGCAAAUGCCCGACGCUAAGUGGGUGCGAUUACGGAGUUAUGUGGUAGACGAACUACAUAGUCUCAGUCUUCAUUUGGUUUUCGUUGAGUGGGACAUGCGGUACAAGUUAAGCUCUUCUAUCCUUGCCACCGAUGCGACCCCGACGUCGGGGGGAGCAGUUCGGGCCGAAGCCCCGCACAGCUUGGUCCAGGAGUUGUGGCGAAGGUCCGAAGUAAAAGGAGCUCCUAUCCAGCUUGAUCGCAAUUUGGCCACUGAGGAACCGCCGGAGCCGACCGAGACUUCGGCCUUCGCAAGUGCAGUUGCAGAGAGCUUACCCUGGGCAGAGACUGCCAGCUACAGCUUUAGAGAGAGCAGCCACAUAAACUUGCAAGAGGCGCGAGCUCUCCGGCGAGAGCUCCGUAUUCUGGCGAGCCAGUACGACCGAGGCAAGUCCAUUCAGAUCUGCUUCAAUGACUCGCUUGUUUGUGUGUAUGCAUUCUCCAAAGGGCGCUCAUCUUCAAUCAAGCUCAACAGCAUUUUGAGAGGGUUGCUGCCUUACCUCAUCAUGGGGCGAGUGAGCCUCGCUCUCUUAUGGGUGGAAACCGAAUCAAAUAUCGCAGACUUCCCGUCGAGGUGGAAGCCGGUGCCUGCACCAAGAACUGCACCCGCGUGGCUCCGAGCCUAUGGCGUCGGGAAUUGCGCGUGCUUUUGCGGGCUUGAGGUUUUCUAUGGGGCAGGAGUGAUAACAGCUGCGCAUCUACAACGCGGGCUACACAUGCGCAGGUUUGAUGAGUAUGGCGAGAAUCUGCUAGAACAUCAGGGUGUUUUUAACGGGGUCAUCGACUGCCUGAUCUCUCAGCGUCUUGUGCAGUGGCUCUGGCUGGUCCUCUGCGGCCUGCGGGUCGACCUCAAGGGGACGAGUCGAAGCCUGAGGAGAAUGGCUUCUUUGUCAUUGAGCACCCUGCUGGAUCAAAGGCAUGGUUGCUACCAGAGACUCAACGCAUGCAGCGACUUCCUGGAGGAGAUCAACCUGACGCCGCAGUACCGAAGGCACUUGCGUGAGGCUGGAGGUUGGGCAUUGGGAGUGGUCUCGGAUCUUGGUGGGAAUCUUCAUUCCAAGAGCUCUUCACGGCAUGUCGACAUGUGGUUGGAACGAAUGGUAGAUUGGUCAUUUACGCAUGGAGAGAAGCUUUACUGGACCGCCCUAGCAGUCCUCAGCAUCCAACGGCGUUUCAAGCUUUCAGCGCCACUUUUGCGCUGUACGUGGGCCGCGAUAAAAUCCUGGCGACUGCUGCAGCCCAUCCUACCCAGAGUACCGAUGACGUAUUACGUGCUCCGGUGUGUGUUGGUAACUUGCCUAGGUCGAGUAUGUGCAGUACACGGUCGUUCGCGACUGGAGUGGAUGUCAGUGAUGUUGGCGCUGUGGGUGGCUUUCGAAGGGCUACUGCGACCAGGGGAAGUGGACCGGCUGGUGUGUGAUGAUCUCUGCUUCCCAGAACACGCAGAGCUUAGCGAAGGGGUCGGUCUCGUUAUCAACAUCCGGCAGGCGAAAACCCGCCGGGUUUGGGCGAACCAAUUCGUGAUCAUUAGGUGCCCUCGCCUCAUUGCAUGGCUACAAUGGUGGUGUGCAGGACUUCGGAAACGUGAUCGCCUGCUAAUGGUCAGCAAACGCAAGUGGGGAUUGCUGCUCAAAGAGAUCCUGGAAUCGUUGUCCCUUCAAACCUGUGGGAUGACAUUAGGCAGAUGGCGCCGACCUGAAACACUGCAUCACUAUUUACAAGAUGCGCUUGCCGUGCACACGCUAGCUAAUGCACCACCCGAGGCCAAGGCAAACAGCGCCACUUUGCUACGCGGUUUCGUCGCCCUCAAUGGAACCUACCCGCAGGGCAGCGCUCCCCGGCACGCCGAUGAUGCUGUGGCGCCCGCCAACGCGGAUGAAGCAGCGGAAGGAGUCCUGCAAGCAGUUCAGGUGGCGGCAGCCUCUCUGGGCUCCCAGCCUGUCGAGCGGGGAGGCCUGAGCGCCGCGGAGCUGCUUGAGGAUCCCCAAGAGGUGGCUAAAGCGGCUCGCUGGCGCACAGGUGACUCGGUGCGGCGCAUGACCUCGGUCCUGGCGCGCGUCUCGCAGGUGUUGAAAAGUUUCGUGGAAGCCCCAGCGCAAGGCUUACAAGGCGGCGCUGUACCCUCUCCAGUGCGGCCUCUCCCUUUGCGUGGCUCCAGUGCCGCCGUCGUCCAGGACAGGGCACAGAAAUCUUCUUCGACGUCGGCUCGGUCCUUGGCGACUUUUUGCUGGCCCGCGCGCUGGAAAUGGUUGAUGGCCAUCCUGUUCCUCACGGCGGUGCUCUUCCCUCGCGUGGUGGCAUUAGUCAUAGCCCUUUGCAUCCGCCUGGUUUGCCGUUCCAUCACGGGCCUCGCUCUUCAUGUUGUCAGAGAGCUGUGGAUGCAGGCCACUUUGGCUGCCAUGGAGAUUGAGAGCAAUGUGGCCACAUGGCUUUAUGAGCAGUUGGGUUUUGUGGUACCUCAUGUGACGCCGGCGCCACCCCCACUGCUGACACAUGGGCUGCCUGCCACGCCUGCCGCUGCAGGCUCGGACAGCCCGCCCCACCCGACCCGCCCAGUCGACAUUGUUAUGAUUGUCCUGCUCGGGCUGAACCUACGCCGUGCUCCUCUGGUGGGGGGGGGUGGGGAUGCCAGGGAUGCCAGAUAG